AAUACUACCGUGACCGUCCCUAAUUGUGCGCAGCUCCUAAUUGUGCGCACUUUAAUAUUUUGUUUUCAUUUUGUUCAUGUUUAUCAUGAAUAUCGCAGCAUUGUAAUUUUUCUUCUUAUAAUUAUUGAAUAACAUAUCCGAAUUCAUUAUAGUAUCAAUAAUAUGUGGUUUUAAAUGCAUAAAAUAAACAAAAAACUUGAUCAACAACGCUGAAAACGUCAAAAUUUCGACUCCGUUAACCUUAACGUGAAUUUGGUGUUCGGAAUGUUUUCUUCAAAUUUUAAGUGGAACUAGACAAAACAAUUGCAAUAUUCACCAUAAUCAGUAAGAUAUAUUCGUUUCUGUCGUACUCACAUCAAAAAAUAACACUGGUAUGUAUUAUUUUGUGUGGAAAUGUCGAUUUUCUAAUGCGCACAAUUAAGCACCGUGAUUUUCGUUUAUGUUCCUAAUUAUGCGCAGACUUCCAAAAUGAAUCGCGAUCGCAAGAACAUGAAGUACAAUCGAAAUCAAAUUGUGCUGGCUGUGGAUCUGGUCAGGAGAGGAUACUCGAUUCGUCGAGCCGCAGCGAUGUACAGAAUCCCGGAGAGUACGCUUAGAAAAACGCUAGCCCGGGGCACUACUGAAUUGAAACAUCCAGGACGACCAACCGUCUUGACUAAGCAAGAGGAAGAGCGAAUUAUCAAUUGGAUAAUUUAGACGGCUAGAGCGGGCUUUCCAGUGGACUCCCAACGUCUGAAAACGUCAGUAGCCUUUUUUCUUAAAUCCACUGGAAGAGCAAGUUUCCUAAAAACGUACACACCCGGUCGAAAAUGGCUAUCAUUGUUUUUAAAACGACAUCCCAACAUUUCCCGAAGAAUCCCGAGUGCUCUUUCGAAACAGCGGACCUGUGUAACAGAAGGCAAAAUUCGGAGCUGGUUUGAGGAAGUGGGCCAGUAUAUUGAACAAACUGGCUUACAAGAUGCCAUGAAGGAUCCAGCUAGAAUUUUCAACAUGGAUGAAUCGUCUAUUCGACUUGUGCCAACAAAGGAGUGUGUUUUUGCCGAAACUGGCGAAAAAUAUGUGCACACUUCGAAUGCUAAUUCGGAAAAAGAGUGCUACACUGUUCUCUUUUCAGCUAGCGCCGCCGGUGUACUUGCUCCACCGAUGGUAUUAUUCCCAUACAAGCAACGUCUCCCUGCUGAAAUCGCUCACAGCGCUCCGGACGGUUGGUCCAUCGGGAAGAAUGUCUCCGGAUGGAUGACACAGGAAACAUUUUCCGAAUACCUUAAAAACGUUUUCCAUCCAUGGCUACUCCUAUCCAAGAUAGCGUUGCCAGUUAUAGUGUUUGUAGACGGUCAUAAGUCCCACGUUUCUCUUCAGACCACAGAGUUCUGUAGGGAAAACCAAAUUGUUUUAGUUUGUUUAUUUCCAAACUCGACACACGUUUUGCAGCCUCUGGAUGUCACAUUCUUCAGAGGACUGAAAGUAAAAUGGAAUAAGCGUCUCAUUGAUUGGCGUACUCAUCGUGCUGGUGACCCAUUGAGAAGACAUGAAUUUGCACCACUAUUGAAGCGAGCGGUGGACGAUAUGGUCGAUAAAAGUUCAACGUUGGCCAAUGGCUUCCGAAAGUGUGGUCUUUUUCCAUGGAACCCCGAUGCAGUUAACUAUGCUAUGCUGUUGACAAAGAAGAGCCCACAGAAAACAACCUCAGCGGAUUUGCCAAGUGAUUCGCCGCAAUCGGCAACAAAUUCCACGCAAAAUAUGGAGGCCAAAGCUACUUUGCUAGGAUUAGAAUCCUACCUCAGAGUUGCACAAUUGAAAAGAUUUGAGGACAGCUACUCAAAUGUAGUUUGGUCCGGUCCGGUAGGUGAUACAGGCUUGUUUUAUGUGUGGCAGGAAAUGAAACGUGAUGCUUGUGGAAACCAAAUCGAAGAAGAACCAGAAGAGACAUUCUACGGAUUUGACGAAUUGAACAUGAAUGAUGAACGUCGUAUUAUUAAUUCAAAAUAUGCAUCAAUCGGGGUAGAGCUGAUUCCAGGUUCUGGUGCAUCGACCCAAGAUCGACUACAGCCGGAAAUCGUCGGGCAUAACGCACCGAAAGACAUCUCACAGCAACCAAAAGCGUCUACCGAAGAUACUUUUGAACAAGUUUUUUCAAAACCGUCGGUAUCAGUUCCAUCAACCAAAUCGGUGAAGAAAUAUCGCACACGUGCACCUGCCGUGGCCACCAGUGAAGCAUUUCGGAAGUACUUCCAUGAGUUGGAGCAAGAUAAAAUUAAUGUUGAAUGA
Armigeres subalbatus is the source of this 2268-nucleotide messenger RNA. RefSeq lists its product as uncharacterized. The transcript has 2 exons. Gene Ontology annotation, cellular component: nucleus. Lineage: Eukaryota; Metazoa; Arthropoda; Insecta; Diptera; Culicidae. The record is from RefSeq and is a predicted model, not a curated record. The coding region runs from base 964 to 2268 and encodes 434 amino acids. Gene Ontology annotation, molecular function: DNA binding.